GUUCGUACCUUCAGAAUUGAGACUCGGAAGGCCUCAAAGGCUGUUGCCAGGAGGAAGAACUGGAAGAAGUUUGGGAACUCAGAGUUUGACCCACCGGGGCCCAACGUGGCCACCACCACAGUCAGUGACGAUGUGUCCAUGACGUUCAUCACUAGCAAAGAGGAUCUGAACUGCCAGGAAGAGGAGGACCCAAUGAACAAGCUCAAGGGCCAGAAGAUUGUGUCCUGCCGCAUCUGCAAGGGUGACCACUGGACUACCCGCUGUCCCUACAAGGACACUCUGGGGCCUAUGCAGAAGGAGUUGGCGGAGCAGCUGGGCCUGUCCACCGGCGAGAAGGAGAAGCUGCCUGGAGCCUGGGCCCAGCAUCCUGAGCCGAGCCGCGCCAGCCCUGAGAAGGGCAAGACUAUGCACCAUCAGCAGCCUCCCAUGCCCUGGGGAGGCACUCCUCUCGGCUUUGUGGCCAACACUCUGGCGCUUGAUCUCAAGCCAACUGAAGCUGGCCCAGAAAGCGUGACACAGCGUUCCCACCGGGAGGAAGGAGGCGGUCGUGGCUUGGCGCGACGCCCCGGUCAGUGGCAUGCCUACUCAGCGUGA
Puma concolor (puma) is the source of this 594-nucleotide messenger RNA. The record is from RefSeq and is a predicted model, not a curated record. Lineage: Eukaryota; Metazoa; Chordata; Mammalia; Carnivora; Felidae.